AUGGUUCGCUCAACUACGAUCUUUAGAAUCAGCGACGGACUCCCGCUCGCCGCGAGCGUGGACGAUGAGACUAGGACGGACAUGUGCUCGGUGGCCAUCGCGGACGUGCGACCGACUGCGCAUGCACUUGAAGGCCUUCCUCCACCGACCGCAGAUGUUCAAAUCCUCUGGUCUUGGAACUUCCAGCUGUGCGCCGCGAGUCGAAGAGCUGACGCCCAGACCGAGAAGGCACUCACCGAGUACAAGCAGCAGAGCAAGCUCAUCUUCCGUCGUCUGACCCCCAACUCUGAGCCCGCUUGCUCCAUUGAGUCUGGCGACUACACUCUUCACUACCUCAUCGUCGGUCCCGCCAUCUACAUGUGCAUCUGCGACUCGUCGUACCCGCGCAAGCUUGCUUUCUCGUACCUGGAUGAGCUGAGCAAGGAGUUCCAGCGAUCUUACGGCGACAAGAUCGACAGCGCGCAGCGACCGUAUGCUUUCAUGGGCUUUGACACCUUCAUCUCCAAGACGACCCGACUGUACAAGGACUCAAGAUCGUUGACGAACGGACAGCAGCAGGGCGCGACGCAGCUGGACCAGCUGAACGAGAACCUCAAGGACGUGACGCGCAUCAUGACCAAGAACAUGGAGGACCUGCUGUGGCGUGGUGACUCGCUUGACCGUGAGUAG
Messenger RNA from Trichosporon asahii var. asahii CBS 2479, 669 nucleotides. RefSeq lists its product as uncharacterized. The transcript has 4 exons. The record is from RefSeq and is a predicted model, not a curated record. Lineage: Eukaryota; Fungi; Basidiomycota; Tremellomycetes; Trichosporonales; Trichosporonaceae. Bases 1 to 669 code for a protein of 222 amino acids. Gene Ontology annotation, biological process: vesicle fusion with Golgi apparatus; retrograde vesicle-mediated transport, Golgi to endoplasmic reticulum; endoplasmic reticulum to Golgi vesicle-mediated transport. Gene Ontology annotation, cellular component: endoplasmic reticulum membrane; Golgi membrane; ER to Golgi transport vesicle membrane. Gene Ontology annotation, molecular function: SNAP receptor activity.